Messenger RNA from Macadamia integrifolia, 1517 nucleotides. RefSeq lists its product as uncharacterized. Lineage: Eukaryota; Viridiplantae; Streptophyta; Magnoliopsida; Proteales; Proteaceae. The record is from RefSeq and is a predicted model, not a curated record. Bases 1 to 1362 code for a protein of 453 amino acids. The transcript has a single exon.
AUGGGGAGAUUAUCAACCCAAGAAGAAAAUGUGCUUCAACACUUCAGCCAUGUUCACCCCUUGCAGCUCUCCAGUCUGCAACAACAGCAACAAGAAGAUGGAAACCAAAGGUUUUGUAAUGGUUGUGAAUUAUUAUGCAAAGGUCAAGUUUAUAGGUGUUUGCCACGCAACUACAUACUUCACAAGUCUUGUGCUCAAAUCCCACAAUCAAUCAAACUCCCAGCUCACCCUCAGCACCCUCUCAAACUCCUAGCAACACCAACAUAUGCUGAUGGCUCCUUUAUGUGCGACGCAUGUGGGCGGCAAGGCCGUGGCUUCUCCUUCCACUGUGAGGCUUGUGAGUUUGAUAUCCAUCCUCUUUGUGCAUCAAUCCCCCGUAGGAUCCAACACCAAGCCCAUCCACAUGAGUUGAUCCUCGUAUACACCUCCCCUCAUACCUCCCCUUAUGGUGCAGUCACCUACACUUGUGAUAUCUGCAGUACCAAUAUUGGCUCUCGCCUCUGGAUGUACCGGUGUGCCUAUUGUGGCUUUGAUGCCCACUUGGGCUGUGCUAUUUCCCAAGCACAACCACAACAACCACCACCACCACCACCACAAGCACAACCACAACCCAUAGAGACCAACCCAUUAAUUCAGGGCCAACCCCCAUUGGAUCAGUACACUGCACAACUGAUUUCAGUCAUCGACGAUGGAACUCCGGGGGCAUCUGAAAUAAUAAGGGGAAUUCUGGAUAUCAAGCGUCGGGAACAACAACAGCAACCACCCCCACCACUUCCAUUAUCACAGGUAACUAGUCCUCUUACACAACACAGGACCAACCAAUUACUGCAAGGCCAAUCUCUGUUGGAUCUCCACUCUGCACAACUAAAUUCAACUGAUCCUAGUCAAAUUGAAGAUUCAUUAACGAGGAUUAGACUGCAAGCUGAAAGACAGGCGAUGGAUGAGAUCACAAGAAUAAAUGAGAUGGCAAGAGUCUAUGCAGAAGCAUACCAGAGGCAGCUUUCAAGAUCAACUUCUUACCCGUUUCAGGUGCAACCACCACCGGUUGCUAAUCACAUUCAGCAUCCUGCAACAGUUUUUCCACGUCCGAGUAGUACCGGCUGGGCAGAUCAGUUAGCAAAUGGCUUGAACCAUAUGUCCUUACACCAGAUUAAUGGUGGUAGCAGCGUUGGACAACAGGGUGUAGGCCUUGGUGCAAUGGGUGAGGGUUUUGGGUUACAGGGUGAUCAACAAUACUUUGGCAACAACUUGGGAAAUCAAACUGGUUUUCCUUCACUUGGAAAUCUUAUGGAUCCAAUGAAUGGUAUUGAUUGGAGCGAUCUGAUCAGUAAUGGCUUGAAUCUAAUGACAGGAUUCAUGUGAACUUGUCCUGGCCUAGGAGUCCCCAGAAAAUCAAAGUUGGAAUCUAAUGUAUUGAAUAAUUAAAGAGUUUUUUUUCCAUAAAGAUUUCUUAUUGUUGUAAUCCUUUUCAGUUCACAUCCUCUGAAAAUGCAAACUUCUGUUAAUAAAUUCAUCUA